This is a messenger RNA of Daldinia childiae, 390 nucleotides long. RefSeq lists its product as uncharacterized. The record is from RefSeq and is a predicted model, not a curated record. The transcript has a single exon. NCBI's taxonomy places the organism in Eukaryota, Fungi, Ascomycota, Sordariomycetes, Xylariales, Hypoxylaceae. Bases 1 to 390 code for a protein of 129 amino acids.
AUGGCAGUCCGACCACCACAACCACUAACCCAACACCGUCCCCCGCGUCCAACAAGACGAGGCCCCGCACACCCUGGUCCAAGCACAAACAGCAAUAAGAUAGCCAGCGGGAUAUCCGGUAUAACAGUCAAGCGACUAAUCUGGACAGGUGCCUUCGCCGCCGUCACCAUCGUCGGCGCCAUCUACGGCGCGGGUCUAAAGACACAAUCCGAUUUCAAGCAGGAGAAGCGCCAGAUCGUUGAGGCUACUCCCGAGGACCGUAUCCGCUAUCUCGAGGCCCGUCGCGCCGCCCUCGUCGCCCAGAAAUUCCCGUUCGAGAGGAAGUUGGCUGAUCUGAGGGCAAGGAUGAGCGCGCAGGAGGGAAAGGCUGAGGAGGCGGAUAAGAAAUGA